Molecule: messenger RNA, 1422 nt
Organism: Malassezia japonica
Lineage: Eukaryota; Fungi; Basidiomycota; Malasseziomycetes; Malasseziales; Malasseziaceae
Product: heme o synthase
Exons: 1
Coding region: 1-1422 (473 amino acids)
Biological process (GO): carnitine biosynthetic process
Cellular component (GO): mitochondrion
Molecular function (GO): oxidoreductase activity
Source: RefSeq, a predicted model, not a curated record
AUGCUUCUCCGGACCGGUUCGUUUGUGGGGCGCGCCGGAGUGCGCCGCGCGUUGCAUACUUACACGCUCUCUUCGCCGAGCAGCGACGUAAAGGUGGAUGUGAGCGCGCAUGGCAUCACAUUAUCGGCACCAUUGCGCGGCGUGCCGAAGCCGUUUACGCUCGACUAUGUCUGGCUUCGCGACGUGUGCCAAGCGCCGAGCAGCGUGCAGGCUGCAUCGCAGCAAAAGCUCUUUCACACGACCGAUAUUCCCCAGGUAAGGGAUGGCGCAUCGCUCCUGCACUCGUGCGAGCGCCCCGUCGAGAUGGAGGGCGAGGAACUUGUCGUCCAGUUUGCGAAAGAACACCCGGUUGUGAACCAGUUUACGCAGACCGUGUCGCCCGACGCGGUCACUGUGCCCGACGCACCCCACACGUCGCGCUACCCCCUCUCGUUCCUGCUGCAGCAUAUUGUGCCGGAAGCGUACCGCAAGGGCCACCGCGACAUUCUCACGCUCGGCGACUACUGGGACGCUGCUUCGCUCGCCGAGCAGCGGCGUCCCGAGAUGCAUGCAUGGCCGGACGUGCGCGACACAGACACGGGCGUCCUGGCACUGCUAGAUGCGACGCUGCGCGACGGCUUUGCUUUUGUGCGCGACGUGCCUAUUGAGCCGACCGGCAGUGCGCCCGGCCCCGACUCCGCGUAUCUACGCGUGCUUGCCGAGCGCAUAGGCGUGAUCCGGCACACGUUCUACGGCACGCUCUGGGAUGUGCGCUCAAUUGCGUCGUCGCAAAACAUUGCCUAUACAAAUGUGGACCUCGGUCUGCACAUGGACCUGUUGUACUUUCAAAAUCCCCCCCGUUUCCAGCUGCUUCACAUGCUGCGCAAGCGCGUCCAAGGCGGUCAGAGCCUGUUUAUCGACAGCUUCCGGGCGGCCGAGCGCCUCUGGGUCGAGGACCGCGAGGCAUUCGAGAUUCUCGCUUCGACACCGGUCGCCUUUCACUAUGACAACGCUGGCGAGCAUUACUAUUACACGCACCCCACGAUCGAGCUCGCGCACGACACGGAGGCGUUUGCGGGCGCCCCCCACGGCGCCGCGCAGAUGCCUCGGAUUGUUGCGGUGAACUACUCGCCGCCCUUCCAGGCCCCGUUGCCGCUGCACACCCCCUCGCUGUCGAGUGUAGAAAAGCGCGAGGCGUUUUACCGUGCGCUGAAGCGGUUUGCCGACCUGACGCUGUCGCCGGAUAUGCUCUUUGAGCACACCCUCCAGGAAGGCGAGUGCGUCCUGUUUGACAACCGGCGUGUCCUCCAUUCGCGCAAAGGUUUCGACUGGGACGCCUCCGAGCCUGUCGGCGAGGUUGGCCGCUGGCUGAAAGGAUGCUAUGUCGAGGGCGACUCGCUCUGGAGUCGCUACCGCGCCCUUCGUCGUAUCCAUGAAACGUAG